AAGCUCCCUCCCGGGCCAACCCAACUCUCUCGAGCUCCUAGCUCCGCUGCCAAUUGCCCACCUCGCAACUCCUCUCGGCUCGGGGUUCUCCUUCCUCACCCGUCAGUUAUAAAAAAAAAAUGUCGGCCUCCCUGCUCCGCGUCGCAGCUCGCGGCCCCUCCAGCGCUGUAUUUCGCGCCAGUCUUGCCGCAGCCCGGCCGCAGCCCAUGACUGCUCGCGCUGCCCUCGCCGCCCCAAGCCUGAGCAAUACCUUCAGCACAUCCAGCCGCAUGCGCUCCGAGCACCAGGAAGAGACCUUUGAGGAGUUUUCCGCCCGGUACGAGAAGGAGUUCGAUAAUGUUCAAGACGUCUUCGAGCUUCAGCGCAACCUGAACAACGCCUUCGCCUACGACCUUGUCCCAUCCCCCAGUGUUCUGUCGGCCGCUCUAAGAGCCGCGCGGAGGGUCAACGACUUCCCCACUGCUGUCCGGAUCUUCGAGGGCAUCAAAGCCAAGGUCGAGAAUAACGGCCAGUACCAGCAGUACCUGGAGGAGUUGAAGCCGCUGCGUGAGGAGCUCGGCAUCCCGCUCAAGGAGGACAUGUACCCGGAGGAGACCAAGUAAAGAAUACCAUAACAGUCUUUGGGCUCGCCAAAGAAGCCCGUACACCUUACAUAAAAAAAGAGAGAGACAGAGAGAGACCUUUCUUUACCCCUGGGCUCCUCUUCUGUCUCCCGCUUAAUUGGGGAAGGGGUUGUACAGGGCAGCGGCACAAAAUCAAUCUGUGUACAUGUUCUUCUACUAGAGAUUUCCUACAUACGGAUUCGAUAUCAAGGGCUUCAAGUGCAACUAAGAAGGGGGGGUUGAAUUUGCUUAGAGACCUUGAGAGGGGUUAGUUAGGGUAGAAAAGGGGUCUUGAAUGGAUGUAAGAAGUUGAGUUGUAAGACUACCUACCCUAACCUGCCUUUGAUGCAUUAUGCGGGUUCUCAAUUGCUGCU
Canariomyces notabilis is the source of this 976-nucleotide messenger RNA. Its product is annotated as COX5A-domain-containing protein. The record is from RefSeq and is a predicted model, not a curated record. The transcript has 4 exons. Bases 120 to 602 code for a protein of 160 amino acids. Gene Ontology annotation, cellular component: mitochondrial inner membrane. NCBI's taxonomy places the organism in Eukaryota, Fungi, Ascomycota, Sordariomycetes, Sordariales, Chaetomiaceae. Gene Ontology annotation, biological process: mitochondrial electron transport, cytochrome c to oxygen.